AUCCAAGGGGUGAGUUCUCAACCUCCUCCGUCGUGGCAGCCAGCCGACGCAACCAAGAAAGAACGAGAGAAAAAUCCCCGCGCAUUUUAGCAGGGCUCUGCCUUCCGCUUCCAAUUCUCUCUCCUCUUUCGCCUCUUUGUCCGCCUCUCCGACGAACUCCCCAGACCCAAACCUAAUCCCAGAUACCCGACCGAGGGAAGGAAGGAAGGCGAUGUCCAAACCCUGGGGAGGAAUCGGCGCCUGGGCCCUCGAGGCCGAGCGCGCCGAGGCUGAGGAGCGCGAGCAGGCGGAUGCCGAGGCCGCCGCCCGCCCCCCAGCCCUCGCCGCAGGCGAGCCCUCCGAGAGCUUCCCCAGCCUUAAGGAGGCCGCUGCGACGAAGCCCAAGAAGAAGAAGGCCGUCCCACUCUCCCUCUCUGAGCUCAACACCGGCGCCUACGUCGGCCCUGGUGGCGGCCGCCGCCACCCACCUCCCUUGAGCCCCCGUGGCCUCACCCACGACGAGAUGCUUCGUCUCCCGACCGGCCCCCGUGAGCGCUCCGCCGAGGAGCUCGAGCAGUCCCGCCUCGGUGGCGGCUUCCGCUCCUACGGCUACGGCGCCUCCGGCGGCGUCAGCGGGUUCCCUGGCCGGAGGUCCGACGAUGGCAGGAGGUCCUACGGCGGCGGCUUCGAGGAGGAGCAGCGGAGGGGUCCGCCGGCUAGGGUUUCUGAUCUCGACCAGCCGUCGAGGGCCGAUGAGGCGGACAACUGGGCUGCUAACAAAAAGGCGUUCACCCCAGCGGCUUCGAUGGAUACGGGGCGGCAAGAUCGGUAUAACUCGCUUGGCAGUGGCAGCUCGUCGAGGGCUGAUGAGGUCGAUAAUUGGUCUCGAGGAAAGCAGUCGCUCCCGUCCAGGUACCCCAGCUUCGGAUCGGGGUUCAGGGAUUCUUCUGGCCCUUCAGAUUCCGAUCGCUGGGUCAGGGGAGGUGCUGGAGUACCGCUGCCGCACGAUGGGGAGCGCGAAAGGCCGAGACUUGUUCUGGAUCCGCCGAAGGGAGAGGUAGUGGCGUCGGCAGAAACUGCAAGGAGUCGGCCUAGUCCGUUUGGCGCUGCGAGGCCGAGGGAGGAGGUUUUGGCAGAGAAGGGAUUGGAUUGGAGAAAGGUUGACUCUGAGAUGGCGCUCAAGAAGACGAGCAGGCCCACUAGCUCUCACUCCAGCAGGCCUUCGAGCGCGCAUUCAAGUAGGCCUGGAAGCCCGGGAUCACAGGCAGCAGCAGGAGCAGGAGGAGCUGAAGGAGCUCCAAAGGCACGGCAGAAGAUGAAUCCUUUUGGUGAUGCCAGGCCACGAGAAGCUCUGUUAGAGGAGCAGGGGAAGGAUUGGAGGAAGAUAGACCUGGAGCUGGAGCAUCGCAGGGUUGACAGACCGGAGACCGCUGAAGAAAAACUGCUGAAAGAAGAGAUCAAUCAUCUGAAGAAGGAACUGAAAGAAACUGAAGGAAAUUUGGGUGACAAGUCUGUGCAAGCUUCUGCUGAAGAAAUAACCAAUCUACAUGAUCAGAUAUUUAAGAGAGAGAAAGACUUGGAGCUACUUGCACGUGAAUUGGAUGACAAGGUUCGGUUUGGGCAGAGAGCUGCAGGUGAUAUUAGGCCUUCUUCUGGAGCAGGCAGGAUCGCUAUGUUCUCAGAUAGGCAACCUUCACAUACUGGAAUGUCAGAGGACUCGAGGAGUACAGAGUUCACGGAGAGACCACGGUCGCGUGGUGGAACAGGAGACAUAUGGGUCAGGCCGAUGGAUGAUAAACGGGGAUCUCAAGGAAUUAGAGAGAGGGGCUUUUUUUGGCAGCAGAGAUAUGGGCAGGUCAAAGUCAAGGGAGAGAUGGUGAAAAGCUGUUGCUUUGAAUCCUUUUUGUUUUCAUUUUUUUUUUCUUGACACAAAAAACAACAUAAGCUGUUUUUUUUUUAUUUUCCUUUUGAUCUUUCUUUCCUUUUUGUUUCGCUGAGUAAAGUGGCGAGAAAUCAUGUGCAACUGAGCUAACUUCUUGUCACGUAAUUUAUUGCUACCUUGGUGUGGUGUAUUUGAAUUUUGUUUUCCAUGUCAAGGCAAGCGGCAGCAGCCUGUGACUCUUACAAGCGUAAGUGUAUUUUGUCUACCUCUAUGAUCUAGUUUUAUUGUGGUCUCUCUGUAAGCCAUCCUAUUGUUGAGGACGUGGUGUGUUGCUUUUAGAAGUCAGAACAUUAUAUCUGUCGAUGUUGUUCAUCAUCGAAUAAGCAUGGGCAUAUCAGCUAUGAAGUAGAAAAUAAUUUGAAUAUUCUCUCUUU
Molecule: messenger RNA, 2295 nt
Organism: Elaeis guineensis (African oil palm)
Lineage: Eukaryota; Viridiplantae; Streptophyta; Magnoliopsida; Arecales; Arecaceae
Product: eukaryotic translation initiation factor 4B1
Molecular function (GO): translation initiation factor activity; mRNA binding
Source: RefSeq, a predicted model, not a curated record